AUGUCAGUUUUCCAUACUUUGUUAUUAGGAGCCACGGGUCUUACCGGGAGUUUGGUCUUCCAGCAUUUCGCGUCUUUACAUUCGUAUUUAUCUUGGGUGGAUCUAGCUAACUUGAAAGAUGACCUAGAAUUGAAUCAUUAUGUUCUUGUUAUUUCAAGGUCAUCCUUCGAUUUAAGAGAUACAGUCAAACUUGCUUUUGACGAAUUACAAAAUUCGGAUUUGGUUGAAUGGCAUUAUAGUUUCUUUCAUGAUGAUGACGAAAAUGAUAAUCAAAGUGUUAUCACAUAUUCCACAAGGUUAAAUGACGCUGUUUCGGUAAAUAUCAACGUUUUAGUUUCAACGAUACAGGAGCCAGACUCCACCAAAUGGGCCGAAAUUAUCCCAAAACGUUUAUCAACUUAUGACGGUUUAACGAAUUUGAGUGUCAUCUCAUGCCUAGGGUCUACCUCUCUAGGAUCAAAAAAGAGCGGUGUGCCGAGGGAAUGGGUGGAUAAAACCUUAAAUUUUGAAAUUUUAAAGGCUGUGACGGAUAACGUUUCUAUAUCAAAAAAAGUUACACAGUAUAUUGCAGUAACUAGUUUCAAUAACCCUGCUCUUUCAAAAUUGUUCCCAUAUUUCAAAGCUAAGCAGGAAUUCGAGAGUGACGUUAAACUGUUGUUGGAAAAAUCGGAAACAUGCAACAGUGCAAUUAUCCUUAGACCAGGGCCAUUGAUUGGAAAACACGGAUCAACUCCAGUUUUCGUUACUCCAGAACUUGAUGAUCAUCUUUUACGCAGUGUUCUAAAAUAUAAAAAGGCCAUUUUAAGUCAUUAUGCUACAAGAAUUAAGCUGUGGCAAGAUGUCGGUAUAGCCACCAGAGCAUCUGAAUUGGUCGCUCAAAUUUCUUAUAAAGUUCCAGGGGCAAGAUUGGUUGGGUACCCUGUUAAGGCCAAUGACUGUGCAAUAGUUAUUGCUUCAGAACGUAUUGCCAAUGCUUUGGGCAAACAUUCGUCCCAUGUUAAAUUCAGAAUAAUUAAUAGUCAAGAGAUAGAUUCCUACAAAGCAGAAUUUUCAAAUUCAGGUGCAGAUUCCGUACAAGCGUUACCUCUUUCGCCAGCUCCUGUUUUGGUGUUCAAUAACCUUUUAUCCUAA
Kluyveromyces marxianus DMKU3-1042 is the source of this 1131-nucleotide messenger RNA. RefSeq names its product Him1p (gene HIM1). NCBI's taxonomy places the organism in Eukaryota, Fungi, Ascomycota, Saccharomycetes, Saccharomycetales, Saccharomycetaceae. The transcript has a single exon. The coding region runs from base 1 to 1131 and encodes 376 amino acids. The record is from RefSeq and is a predicted model, not a curated record.